Molecule: messenger RNA, 1858 nt
Organism: Hemiscyllium ocellatum (epaulette shark)
Lineage: Eukaryota; Metazoa; Chordata; Chondrichthyes; Orectolobiformes; Hemiscylliidae
Gene: b9d2
Product: B9 domain containing 2
Exons: 4
Coding region: 217-744 (175 amino acids)
Biological process (GO): cilium assembly
Cellular component (GO): MKS complex
Source: RefSeq, a predicted model, not a curated record
UGGGUUGCCAAGGUAUGAAGCGUCGAUGGCGGCGGCGGAGAUAUCGCAGGCGAGAAUGAGAGAGGGAGACAGAUAGAGCCGGAGGGAAAGAGACAAAGAGGAAAACGGAGAGGAGAGGAAUGAGGACAUUUUACCGAUAUCGUGCGAAAAGCAGUUGAUCUCUGUCCUUUGACGGUGAUUGGAUGAUUCAUCCGGUGGCUACGUUCCGAUUGGGAGAUGGCUGAGCUGCAUAUUAUCGGACAGAUUGUUGGAGCAAGUGGUUUCCCGCACAAAAGCCUGUUUUGUAAAUGGGGGCUGCAGACAGGCUGUGCUUGGAAGCUACUUUCUGGCUUAAGAGAAGGGCAAACACAAGUGGACAACCCUGUAAUCCAGGACAUGGCCUACUGGUCACAUCCUAUUGAUGUACAUUAUGCGACCAAAGGUCUCCAAGGCUGGCCCAAACUGUACAUGCAGGUCUGGCACCAGGACUCAUUUGGCAGGAACGAGCUGUGUGGCUAUGGUUUCUGCCACAUCCCCAGCAGCCCAGGUACUCACGAUAUCCAGUGCGUCACCUGGCGACCCCUGGGCACCUGGCAGGAACAGCUCUCCCAGAUGUUUGUGGGCGGCGGUCCCCAGCUGAAACAUAGUGACCUCAUUUACACCGGGGCUGACCGCUAUCGACUCCAAACCAUGGCCAUGGGCAAGGUCCACCUCCAGCUCAGCAUCAUUCUCCGUAAUUUUGACCAGUAUGGUGUGGAGUACUGAAUGGAUUGUCAAGAGACAGACUUCAUGGUGAAUGGUGACUGGUGAUCUUCAGUCCUCUCUCUGACUUUUUCCACCUCUUUCUUCGUGCCUUCCAGAAGUUUCUGUCACCUUGGACUGCAUGCAGAAUUCCUGUGGCACAUAUUUGUCAGGUUCCAGCAUGGUCUUUGCUCCCUGCAUUAUAUGGCGGUUCCAUUUAUAACAGGAAUUGUCUGUAUAUCUUCUCAGUGUGGGCUUGAUGUCGGUUAUCAUUCCAACCUGAUGACUGACUUGCAUGGUAACAUUGUGUUGGUGUUUUUCCCACUGGAUACAUUUCGUGCUGCAGCACAUCAAGUUUAUAUAUUUGGAAGAUGUCAUUUCUAAAAUGUGUACAGUGAUGGUGAAGUCUAAAUUCUGUGAUUUUAUGAAAGCAGAGAUGGCAAUUUGUCAGCUAUGCAGACUGGAAUGUCAAGCUCCAUGCAGAACCUGUGUUUGAUUGCUGAUAUUGGGAGGGACCAUAGCUUGUGUGGUAUGGUUACCGCUGGGUUAGGGGGUUUGGUGUGGGGAUGGGGGCUAACAGUUCUUUUCAGGAUUACUGGCAAUCGUCUCUACCUGAAGAAUGUCCAAGCAAAGACGGUGGAAUGGAUAAGAGGUUGUGGGUUUGAAUCCUUCUUUGGUCAAAUUAUUUAGUUAUUCAUUAUUCUGACGUCAUUCAGAAACUGUCCCCCCAGUGAGAGUCAGCUUCUUCAGGAUCAUUCAUCCCAGUGAGAGUCAAUGCCUUCAGGAUUAACAUCCCAAUGAGAGCCAGCCCCUUCGGUAACUGUCUCCCCGUGAGAGCCAGCCCCUUUGCGAACUGUAUCCAAGUGAGAGUCAGCCCCUUCAGGAACUGUAGCCCAGUAAGUGUCAGCAUCUAUGGAACGGAUUGCAAUGGGGAGUAAAUAUGGAACUGAUGUAAAAUGACUGACUAUUGCCUGUUCCAAACUAACACCUGAAUAAAUCUCCAUAUGUGUCUUAGGAAGCUGAUUAAUUAUCUUUGAUUACAUGAUACUAUAAAGCUUUUCUGAACAGAAAUGUAUUAUUCUGCUUCGACUGCAAAACUAACUUAUUGAAAGAGCAAUGUGCAUUUUAUAUAACUCAA